AUGUCGGCUCUCAAAACAGCUGCUGGCAGUUCACUACCCGUUCCUGUCAACAAGGGCCACUAUCAUAAUGAAAAGCCAGAAGCGGAAGAAGAGAGUCAUGAUCUAGACGUUUUAGACCUACAACUGAACGGGCUGCCGAGAGUGCAAGGCACUGGUACGGUUUUUGCUUAUGCAACUAAGCUUGAUGUCACCAUUAUAGCAAUCAGCUCGGUUUCUGCUAUCAUUGCUGGAGCCUUGAAUCCACUUCUUACGGUAAUCUAUGGCCAACUAGUGGGAACGUUUCAGGACUUCAGCAAUGGUAUAAUAUCUAGCUCUUCUCUAAGGUCCAGCAUCUCCAGAUUUACGGUUUACUUCGUCUAUCUUGCCAUUGGCGAAUUUUUCUUCGUUUACAUUUCCACAGUUGGCUUCUUCUAUACGGGAGAACGUUUGACACAGCGCCUUCGUCGUGCGUAUCUCAGAUCUGUUAUUCGUCAAAACCUGGCAUUCUUUGAUAUCCUCGGGGCGGGGGAGGUCGCAACACGUAUCACUUCUGAUAUGAACCUCAUACAAGAAGGGAUCUCUGGUAAAAUAUCACUUACCUUAACCGCGGCGGCAACCUUUUCUACAGCAUUCAUCAUCGCAUAUGUCAAGUAUUGGAAGCUUGCUUUGGUUCUCACUAGUUCGGUCGCGGUGAUCGCAGCUACCAAUGCCAUUGGCAUGAAACUAGCGGUGCGUUAUAGCAAGAUUAGCUUGGAAAAUUAUAGCACGGCCGCUGUGAUAGCGGAGGAGGCUAUAUCCUCCAUCAAACACGUUACAGCAUUUGGAAUCCAGGAACCUCUCGCCAAACGCUACUUCUCUUACUUGCUGUUUGCCGAGAAGGCUGGUAUUAAAGCUCGAGCGAUAGUCGCUAUUAUGACAGCAACGUUCAUGUGUGUCAUGCACUUGACUUACGGCUUAUCCCUUUGGCAAGGUUCGCGGUUCCAGGUCGCUGGUGAAGUCCCAAGCUCUAAUAUCAUCACAAUUACGAUGGCCAUCGUUAUUGGAGCCCUGGCUGUGGGAAAGGUUGCCCCCAAUGCACAAGCUUUUAUUUCUAGCAUUGCCGGGGCAAGUAAAGUCCUUAGUACCAUUUCGCGAGGAUCGCCUAUUGAUCCACUGAGCACGGAUGGCGGUACAAUUCCAGAUGACGCGGUUAAAGGCGAUAUUAUGCUCCAGGGGGUCAGCCUAGUAUACCCAAAUAGGGCAGAUGUAACAGUCCUGAGGGAUGUUAAUCUACAUUUACCGGCAACCCAAACAACAGCGCUUGUGGGGGCGAGCGGCUGCGGUAAAAGCAGCAUAGUUGCCUUGAUUGAACGGUUCUGUGAGCCCGUGAAGGGUAAAAUCUUGCUGGAUGGCCAGGAUAUCAGGUUACUCAACGUACGCUGGUUACGCCAGCAAAUAUCCCUAGUCGGACAAGAACCAAUCCUGUUCUCAACUACAAUAUUUGAUAAUAUUCGACACGGCCUCGUAGGAGCGCCGGCCACACCCUCUGCCCUGACGGAUGAAGAAAUCUACUCGCAAGUUAUUUCAGCAUCCAAAGGUGCCAACGCUCACAGCUUCAUUUUGGACUUGCCAAAUGGUUAUCAAACUGAGGUUGGUGAAGGCGGGCUGCAGUUAUCAGGAGGCCAGAGACAGCGUAUAGCUAUCGCAAGAGCUUUGAUUUCAAAUCCGAAAAUCUUACUUCUAGACGAAGCUACGAGUGCUCUAGACUCUAGAGCGGAAAAAGAAGUCCAAAAUGCCCUUGAAACAGCUGCAAAGGGCCGAACUACCUUAAUAAUCGCCCAUCGAUUGUCAACUAUCCGCAAGGCUGAUAGAAUUGUGGUUCUUGGAAAGGAAGGGCGAAUACUGGAAGUGGGAAGCCAUGAAACACUGAUGGACUUGAAUGGGAUAUAUAAAGACCUGGUCGAGAAACAGCAUUCAAGUUCCCAAGAUCGUGAUGUUGUGGAGUCCAAGAAUAAUGAGGAAGUGCAAAAUAAUGAUGAGAAACGGCAUCCACCAGCCAGCGGGCACUCAAUGGUGCAAGGAAAACGCAGCAAAGAUGGGAAUAACGAGAACGGCGAGACAUCUGAACAGGCAGAGAAUGCAAACACAUAUACUCUUUGGGCUCUUGCAAAGGUGGUAUGGAAAUUGAACCAUCCAGAGGCAAUAUACAUGAUUGUCGGCCUCGUCUGCGCUGCAGUUGCCGGCUUAGUUAACCCAGUCCAGUCCAUUCUCUUUGCAAACUCAAUAGAGACUCUCUCUCUACUUCCACCCUUUUACGAUCGCCUCCGUCAACGUAUUGGCUUUUGGGCCUCUAUGUAUCUGGUACUGGGACUUGUUGCAUUCCUCGCUUGGGUAGGCCAAGGCAUCAGUUUCUCUCUAUCCUCUGAGCGCCUCAGCCUGCGUGCUCGCAAUCUCUCCUUUCGCUCGAUUCUUCGCCAGCAGGUUUCCUUCUUCCAUGAAAAACAGCAUUCCACGGGUGCACUUGUAGCCCUUCUCUCGACUAAGGCUACCCAGCUUGCCGGACUCUCGGGUGCUGUUCUCGGCACUAUCCUCACUGCCUUUGCAACCUUGGGUGGAGGUAUUAUCCUCUCUCUGGUUAUCGGUUGGAAACUAGCACUUGUCUGUACGGCAACAAUUCCUGUUGUGCUUGGCUGCGGAUGGGCACGUCUCCGUAUGCUAGCGCUUUUUGAGGCCAAAGUUCGCAAGGCUCAUGAAGAUUCCGCAAAUUAUGCAGCUGAAGCUAUAACUGCUAUCCGCACUGUUGCAUCUCUCUCACUUGAGGACCAUGUACUUGCACAUUAUGCAUCAAUCCUUGCUACCACAAGCUCUAGAUCCCUAAAGAGUAUUCUUAAAGCAAGUACGCUUUACGCCGCAAGUCAGAGUGGUGUAUUCUUAGUAGCGGCUUUGGGGUUUUGGUAUGGUGGUGAACUAAUCUCAACCCAUGAAUAUUCAAUGCUGCAAUUCUUUAUUUGUUUUGCAGCGCUAAUAUCAGGAUCACAGUCUGUCGGCGCGGUGUUCUCAUUCGCCCCUGAUAUUUCCAAGGCAACAAAUGCGGCUGGAGAGCUAAAGGCUUUAUUUGACAGAAUCCCAGAUAUUGAUACCACCAUGCCCACAGGAACAAGAAUCCAGAGCUGUCAAGGGUUGAUAGAAAUCAGGGACGUUACCUUUCGCUAUCCGUCUAGGCCUGGGCAACUGGUUUUGGAUAACUUAACCUUGACUGUGAGGCCUGGCUGCUUUGUGGCUCUUGUUGGCCCCAGUGGUUGUGGCAAGAGUACCGUCAUCUCGCUCCUGGAGCGCUUCUUCGACCCCAGCACCGGACAGAUCCUCGUGGACAGCCAGGACAUCUCUACACUAAACGUCAAUGACUACCGACGUCUAAUAUCCCUCGUUAGUCAGGAGCCAACAGUAUACCAGGGCUCCAUCCGAGAUAAUAUUGUUCUAGGGUCUAGUGAAGAUGUCGAAGACGAUGCAAUCAUCCGGGUCUGCAAGGAGGCGAACAUCUACGAAUUUAUCAUGUCUCUCCCGGAUGGUUUCUCGACUAUAGUCGGCUCUCGAGGUACUCUUCUCUCCGGUGGCCAAAAGCAACGCCUAGCUAUCGCGCGUGCACUGCUUCGAAACACCAAAAUCCUCCUGCUAGACGAAGCAACGAGUGCCCUGGAUGCUGACAGCGAGAAAGUUGUUCAGGAGGCAUUGAACGCAGCUCGCAAAGGGAGGACGACCCUCUGCGUAGCCCAUCGGCUUACAACGAUAAGAGAUGCUGACGAGAUUUACUUUUUAGAUCAAGGCAGAGUCAUUGAAAGAGGGAGCCAUGAGGAAUUAAUGUUAAGGGGCGGACAAUAUGCUAACCUAGUACAAAUGCAGAGCUUAGAAGAGUAA
Messenger RNA from Nannizzia gypsea CBS 118893, 3873 nucleotides. RefSeq names its product leptomycin B resistance protein pmd1. Gene Ontology annotation, molecular function: ATP binding; ABC-type transporter activity; ATP hydrolysis activity. Gene Ontology annotation, biological process: transmembrane transport. The record is from RefSeq and is a predicted model, not a curated record. The coding region runs from base 1 to 3873 and encodes 1290 amino acids. The transcript has 4 exons. Gene Ontology annotation, cellular component: membrane. Lineage: Eukaryota; Fungi; Ascomycota; Eurotiomycetes; Onygenales; Arthrodermataceae.